Messenger RNA from Epinephelus moara (kelp grouper), 3639 nucleotides. It is a transcript of the gene znf644b, whose product is annotated as zinc finger protein 644b. The coding region runs from base 1 to 3639 and encodes 1212 amino acids. The transcript is spliced from 5 exons. Lineage: Eukaryota; Metazoa; Chordata; Actinopteri; Perciformes; Serranidae. Gene Ontology annotation, cellular component: nucleus. Gene Ontology annotation, biological process: regulation of transcription by RNA polymerase II. The record is from RefSeq and is a predicted model, not a curated record. Gene Ontology annotation, molecular function: DNA-binding transcription factor activity, RNA polymerase II-specific; RNA polymerase II cis-regulatory region sequence-specific DNA binding.
AUGUCUGCUCUGAAGCCAAAUGCACAAGAGGACAAAGACGUGGAAUCGGUGUCUGACAGCCCAGGUCGUACUCAGGAGCCAUUACAGAGUCACACAUUCUCCCUGAAGAACAAUGCUGCAGGUCUGUCCUCAGAUGAACACGAAAACCCUUUAAAUGGAACCCAGCCGAAUCCAUUUGUAUACAGCAGUGUCCCUGCUGUUCCCCAUGCAGGCAAUUCAUUGCCUUCAGGAGCACUUGUUAAUGGACCUGGUUCACACCCCACCUCAGAGGUACACUGUGUCCUGAACAAAGGCACUGUUUUAUCCAACAAUGUCCUGGAUGCCGCGUGGCAAGCGGAGAAGGACACGAGCCCCGAGGUGUUACCACCACCUAGUGAGCUUCAAUCAGACGCUUGGAAGAACACAGCGGGGCUCGCCGUAAAAACACUGGCCACACAGCCAGGUGUCAACACGCCACUGUCUCACUCGGAGGAGAAUGAGUCCAAACUGGCCUAUUCCACACUGUCAGGUGCAGACAGUGCAGAGCAAAUGCACAUUAGCCAACCUUUGACAAAACAGACAAUGAAAACAAGAUCUCGACGGGACGUAGAAUGGUCAGAAAGCUCCUCGGAUGAUUAUGAUGAUGCUGAAGUAAUCAGAUGGGAUUUAGCAAGAGAGUGCUCCUUGCACGAUGACAGAAGGCUGGAGACCAAAGUGAUGCACAAAAGAGACAGGAAGCACAAUACACAUGUAAAGAGCAUGUCAGGCUCUCUAGAAAAGGUUAACAUGAAUCACACAUACAGACGUUCCUGUCUCUGCAGUGGUGAUGAUGAAAAUGUUGACAUUGCCAACAAAGAAGAUUCUUUGGGUACCCGAUCUAAUAUUAAAUAUUCUGCUGUGCCACUCAAAGUUCUUUCUAGGAACAGAGCUUCAGACUCGGAGCACCAUAUUUAUAGCACAGCACGGGAAGGCUGUAAUGAGGAAAAUGACCCUGAAGAUGAAGACAAUUUUAGUUCAAAAGUGGAACAGUUGAAGACGGAACAAGUUGAACAAGAUCCACUUUUCUUUUCAUGCACAAUAUGCAAUGUUAAUUUCAAGGAAAAAAGACAUUUCCAUAGACAUAUGAUGUAUCAUUUAGGCAAGCAUAAUCAGGUGAACAGUGAGAAUGUCUCACAGCCCUUUAUAUGCAGGGAGUGUGGGCGUUUGUUCUGUGAUAGCAACUCCCUCAUGAGGCACAUCGUUAUUCACCAAGACAGGCUGGAAAAACUUAUGGAGGAAAUCAAAGGUCUCAAGAACACUGAACUGGAAGACAGGGGCACUGCAGUGCAGUGCCCUAAAAUCUCUGUCCAGCACGCCAAAACCCAUGAUAAUCUGAAGCAUUACUACUUCUGUGAGGAGUGUAACUACAUUACACUGACACAGCAGGCACUGGAAGCACACCUACAUGUCGCACAUCUCAAUACACACCAGCCUCAAUACAGGAAAAUGUCUCUUACUAAUGAUGCAGAGGAAGUGGACCGUGUUCAGUUUCAGCGUAAAAUGGGGUUCUUCACGAACAGAGACAAAGUAGUCAUUAAAAGACAUUAUGAGGCGAAGCAGCCACGAUGGUACAGUGGUGAUUGCAAAAAGGUUGCUAAACCAAAUCUGUUUAAGUCGACUCUUGGAGAGACAAUCCAUUUCCCCCAGUGUUCCAGAAAAAAAGAGGGCAUUCACAUUCAAAAGUUCAAAACUGUAGAUUCUCCUCAGUUUAAGUACCGUGUCGGCUGCACCAAAAGCAUGCUGCCACCGUCUUUGUGGAGGGUCGACAGGCAUGGAAAAUUACUCCUACAACCAGCAGAAAAAUUAAACGUGGCAAGUGAUCUCACCUGUGUGGAGGAGGACGCUGAAAACAAUGACUGCGAGGCUUUUGGCAGCUCAAAGCAGGCAAACUGUCCUGCUACCACUGAUAUUUUACUAUCAGCCAGAAAUCUUAAAUUAGAGCAGAUGUUCUGUCAGGGUAGCGAGAACGACCCAGCAAGUGGGAGUUUACAAGCGCAAGCGAACCAAAAUUCUCUGUCAAUGAGAAAAAUGUCAACACCCUUGCAUAACACUAUUGACAAUACGAAUGGUAAUAUAUCAGCAAGGAUUAGCCAGAGGCUCAAGAAACAGUCUGCAGAUGAGGAGUUAGAGAAAGGCUGCGAGGGCAGCAAUAACUUCAGUGACGCCAGUGAAGCUACAGGCAGCUUCUUGGAAAGUGAGAAUGUAAGGAACCCGUACGCUCGGAGGUAUUUCAGAAAGAGGCAAAGCUUUUCAGCCAAAGACCAAAGCCUUCAUGCACUCAAGGAUGACGAUGAUGCAGAUGAAGACUGCAGUGACAUAGAGCAACUCAUAAUCAAGGAGGAGUAUAUUGAAACUACAGUGUGUGAUGAUUCUCCAGAGCCGCCUCGUGUGUCUACAAGCGACAGCUUUGAUGUUUCCCCUUCGUCAGGGGUAGAACACAAGCCCUGUCCGUAUUGCCCUGCCAUGUUUGAGUCCGGAGUGGGUCUGUCCAAUCAUGUGCGAGGGCACCUUCACCGAGUCGGCUUGAGCUACAAUGCUCGGCACAUGGUUACGCCAGAACAAGUGGCACUGCGGGACCAUCAGCCACGAAUCCGCAGAAGGAUCACCUGCGGCACGAGAAAAAUUAAAAAAGCUGUGAAGCCAGAAACCCAAGGACAGCACGCAUGCCCCCUGUGCUGGGGUUGGUUUGAUACUAAGACUGGCCUCUCCAACCAUGUGAGGGGACACCUGAAACGAAUCGGUAGAAGUGUUACCAGCACCAGUAAGUCCCCGCUGUGCAUCCUUAAUGAACUGCUACAGGACAAAAAGGAACAUCAGAACAUCCUCCAGGUCCUCAACAAGAGCCAGGUCCCCUCACGACCUUUUGUGUCCCAGAAGCUAAUCAGCAGUGACGGCCUGCUCUUGAUGCACAUGGGCAUCCCAGUGAAAAUCCAAUAUGAGAUGAGGAGUCCACGUCCCAUAUUGGACGACUUUGUACCAAAACAGGAGGCAGAGGCCUUCUCAGAAAGGAAGAAGCCUCAGGCAGAAGCACAAAGAGGCACUAAGGCCUCCACUAGCACUUUAGUUGAACUCCUCAAGAUGAGACAGGAUAGUUUGGAGCUCACGGCGAGGAACAACCAGGACGCCUAUGCAAGCAGCAAGCUCUGUGAUUUGACCAAAGAUUACAUGGAGGAGACACAGAUGACCAGCGUGGAACCAAACUGGGCUCAUGGUAUGAAGUCUCAUGCACUCAGGGAAAGUGAUUCGAACAAGAUUUGUAUUCAGUGUAACGGCACCUUCCCCGGGCUUCCUGGUCACCUCAGAGCCUAUGCACACAGGAAGAGGAUUGCUAUUUUCGAAGAACCAGGCUAUGAUUAUAAACAGAAGAAGCCAAGACCAAGGCCUGGGCUAAAAAAGAAGAUUUUACCCUCCUUGAAUGCUGAGAUAUACACACUCACCUGCAGAUUCUGUGACCUCGUCUUCCAGGGUCCCUUGUCUAUCCAGGAGGAUUGGAUCAAGCAUUUACAGAGGCAUCUUCUGCACACCAGCGUGCCCCACUCAGGGACAGGGAUGGUUGAGGUUUUGGGUCUUCAUCACAAAAUACAAAUGAGUUUGUCUGGUGAUCACCCAGAUCUUGAGUAG